AUGAGGUAUAUUUUUUAUGAACAAAGAGUAGUUAAAAUCCUCAGCUCUGAUGAUAAAUAUAUUUACAGCUCUUUUUUGUGGUGCCUCGGAGGAAGUAGGCUUCUUCAGGAUGAAACUGACAUCUCUUUCCCAGCUACUGGUUACCAGAGACUCAUUGAAGUGGAUGAUGAAUGCAAACUUCGUACCUUUUAUGAGAAGCCUACAGCCACAGAAGUUACUGCUGAUGUUCGGUGGAAGGGUUAUGUGGUCCUAAUCAGUAGUGGUGAUGACAAACAAGUCCUCCCCAUGAGGCAGGAUGUCUUGACCCAUGGCCCUGUUGUCCUGCUGCUGACUAAAGUGCGUUCCUGCUAUACACCAAGGAGGACUGAAGAGAGAAAAAAGUACAAAUCUAUUCGGGGUUGCAUGGUGGAUGCCAAUCUCAGUGUGCUCAACAUGGUCAUUGUGAAAAAAGGGGAGAAGGAUAUACCUGGACUCAUUGAUACUACUGUGCCUCAUCACUUGGGGCCCAAAAUAGCCAGCAGAAUCUGCAAACUUUUCAGGUCCACAUCUAAAGAAGAUGAUGUCCACAAGUUUGUUGUGAGAAAGCCCCUAAACAAAGAAGACAAGAAACCUAGAAACAAAGUGCCCAUGAUUCAGCAUCUUGUUACUCCAUGUGUCUUCCAACACAGAUGUCGGUGUAUUGCUUUGAAGAAACAGCAAAUUAAGAAAAAUAAGGAAGAGGCUGCAGAUUAUGCUAAAUUUUUGGUCAAGAAAAUGAAGGAGGCCAAAGAAAAAUGUCAGGAACAGAUUGCCAGCAGACAGAGGCUGUCUUCUGUGAGAAUUACCUCUAAGUCAGAGUCCAGUUAA
Mustela erminea (ermine) is the source of this 846-nucleotide messenger RNA. Its product is annotated as 40S ribosomal protein S6-like. The record is from RefSeq and is a predicted model, not a curated record. Gene Ontology annotation, cellular component: ribosome. NCBI's taxonomy places the organism in Eukaryota, Metazoa, Chordata, Mammalia, Carnivora, Mustelidae. Gene Ontology annotation, biological process: translation. Gene Ontology annotation, molecular function: structural constituent of ribosome.